UCACUCCCACCAAAAAUCUUGGAGCCUAUCCAUGGAUUACAUUCUUAAUCCAUUCUUGUAUCUUGUCCUCUUCUUAUCCUUGUACCUAAUCUCCAAACACUUUCACCGGAAAUUCAAGAACCACCCACCGGCGCCGUUCCUCACUCUCCCCCUCCUCGGUCAUCUCUACCUCUUUAAGAAGCCUCUCCACCGAGCCUUGACCAAUAUCUCCAACCGCUAUGGCCCCGUCCUCCUGCUCGAGUUCGGCUCCCGGAAAGUCCUGUUGGUCUCCUCCCCUUCCGCGGCGGAGGAGUGUCUGUCGAAGCACGACGUCGUUUUCGCAAACCGGCCCCGUCUGAUGGCCGGAAAGUACAUCGGCUGCAACUACACUUCCCUAGCGUGGACCUCCUACAACGACCACUGGCGGAACCUCCGCAGAAUCGCCGCCAUCGAAAUCCUCUCCACUCAUCGCCUCCAGAUGCUCCACGACAUUCGCGCCGACGAGGUGAAUUUCAUGAUAAGAAAGCUCGAUUCAUCCUCCAAAGCCGGAGCUCCGGUGGAAAUGAAGACCGUGUUUUUCGAGCUGAUGUUGAACCUCAUGAUGAGGAUGAUCGCCGGGAAACGGUAUUUCGGCGAGAACGUGGAGGAUCUGAAAGAGGCGAACCGGUUCAGGGAGAUCCUCACGGAGAUUUUAGCCAUCAGUGGGGCAAGCAACGUGGGAGACUUCGUGCCGUCGUUGAAGACGGUGUUCCGGAGCUUGGAGAAGAGGUUUGUGAAUGUGCAACGGAAUAGAGACGCUUUUUUGCAGGACUUGAUCGAAGAGUGCCGGAAACAAAUUGCAGAAAACAUCAGUUCUGGGGAUUCUACAGAGCCUGCAGGGAAGGAUAAGAAAAAGAAGAAAUCAUUUGUUCGAGUGCUGCUCACACUCCAAGAAAACGAACCUGAAUAUUACCAGGAUGAAAUUAUCAGAGGCCUCAUGUCGGUUAUGUUAGCAGCGGGAACAGAUACAUCAUCCGGGACUCUGGAGUGGGGGCUAUCACUUCUGCUAAACCACCCAAAAGUCUUGAAGAAGGUGCAAAGGGAGAUUGACGAGCGGGUCGGACAGGAGCGGCUACUGGAGGAGUCAGAUUUGGCCAAUCUCCCUUACCUGAACUGUAUAAUCAAGGAAACAAUGAGAAUGUACCCUGUUGGCCCUCUGUUAAUCCCCCACGAGUCCUCAGAAGAGUGCACCGUCGCCGGCUACCGUGUCCCCGCGGGCACAAUGCUGAUGAUCAACGUGUACUCUAUCCAAAGAGACCCCAAGAACUGGGAAGACCCGGAAAAGUUCAGGCCGGAGAGGUUUCAAGGCUUAGAAGGAGUGAUGAGAGAUGGGUACAAGAUGAUGCCUUUUGGAUCUGGAAGGAGAAGCUGCCCCGGAGAAGGCCUGGCGUUGCGUAUGGUUGGGCUUUCUUUGGGAUCGUUGAUCCAAUGCUUUGAUUGGGAAAGAAUUGGCAGUGAAAUGGUGGAUUUGACUGAAGGAAUUGGAUUAACUAUGCCCAAAGCUUCGCCGUUGACGGCGAUCUGCAAGACGCGACCUUUCGUCGCCCAUCUGCUUUCUCAGACUGGAGUCUAGAAGAUCUAAAAGCAUGGUGGCUCACAUGUCUUUUGCUAAGAGCUCUAGUAUUAGUGUACCUAAAUAAUUGCUCUGUAAUAGUUUUGAAGAAGGGUCUACUUUUCUAUGUACUUGUAAAAAUGUACGUAGUAGUUAAUAAUCAACCAAUAAAAAUGCGGACAAAAACUGAA
This is a messenger RNA of Ipomoea triloba (trilobed morning glory), 1761 nucleotides long. RefSeq names its product cytochrome P450 81Q32-like. Bases 32 to 1591 code for a protein of 519 amino acids. The transcript has 2 exons. Lineage: Eukaryota; Viridiplantae; Streptophyta; Magnoliopsida; Solanales; Convolvulaceae. The record is from RefSeq and is a predicted model, not a curated record. Gene Ontology annotation, molecular function: monooxygenase activity; oxidoreductase activity, acting on paired donors, with incorporation or reduction of molecular oxygen; heme binding.